This is a messenger RNA of Baudoinia panamericana UAMH 10762, 620 nucleotides long. RefSeq lists its product as uncharacterized. The record is from RefSeq and is a predicted model, not a curated record. The transcript has 2 exons. Gene Ontology annotation, cellular component: cytoplasm. The annotation marks the transcript as partial. NCBI's taxonomy places the organism in Eukaryota, Fungi, Ascomycota, Dothideomycetes, Mycosphaerellales, Teratosphaeriaceae.
GGACAGCGUCACGUUCGAGCUAUCAACUGUGUAAGCCUCUGUUCAGCCGGUCAGUAUCGCAUUGCGAUGCAUGUCAAGUUCGAUCACACGGUAAGGUAAGCAUGGGCGUAACUCGGGGUCGCAGCUUCUGCCCCGCGCGCCAUGCGUCGCUCCCAUUGGUCAGUCACAGCACAGCGCUGCGGUUCGCCCGAUCGCAGUGCAUUGUUCAGUGCCACGGAGAGACUCUGGGAGCAGAAGACCACGUUCUGAAACGUCACAAACAAUCUUCUAGUGGAACGCAAAAAUGGCGAGCGGGAUGGACCUCUCGGCUCUGGAGAAUGAUCCGAGACUGUUCCUGUACACCUCCCUCACGGCUGGCUCAUCCCAUAUCAUAACCGCUACCUCGCGCCUGGAGACCAUCUUGAAAGCGAACAAAAUUCCGUUCCAAGCUAUCGACAUCGCCACGGAUGAGAAGGCGAGACGGUUGUGGCAGCGUCGAGCUGGGCAGAGGAAGCUGCCUGGGCUGGUGAAGGAGGGUUAUGUCCUUGGUGUAUGAUCUGCAAGAAGUCGAAGACUGGAACGAGUUCGGUGAGCUCAAAGACAACAUUGGCUCGGUGCCACAGAACAACGCAGCGCCAUCC